Messenger RNA from Liolophura sinensis, 715 nucleotides. RefSeq names its product transcriptional regulator ERG homolog. Gene Ontology annotation, molecular function: sequence-specific DNA binding; DNA-binding transcription factor activity, RNA polymerase II-specific. NCBI's taxonomy places the organism in Eukaryota, Metazoa, Mollusca, Polyplacophora, Chitonida, Chitonidae. The coding region runs from base 18 to 593 and encodes 191 amino acids. Gene Ontology annotation, biological process: regulation of transcription by RNA polymerase II; cell differentiation. The transcript is spliced from 2 exons. Gene Ontology annotation, cellular component: nucleus. The record is from RefSeq and is a predicted model, not a curated record.
ACACCCCGAUCCCGUCCAUGGGGAAAGGCUGUGACCCCACCCACUCACAGUGGAGACCCCAAGGCAGUGGGCAAAUCCAAUUGUGGCAGUUCCUUUUGGAGCUUUUAUCCGACAGCACGAAUGCCAGUUGUAUAACAUGGGAGGGAACUAACGGAGAGUUCAAACUGGUCGACCCGGAUGAGGUGGCAAGGAGAUGGGGAGAACGCAAAAGCAAACCCAACAUGAACUACGACAAACUGAGCCGAGCUCUCCGAUAUUACUACGACAAAAACAUCAUGACCAAAGUUCAUGGCAAAAGAUACGCCUACAAAUUUGACUUUGCUGGACUGGCUCAGGCAAUGCAGCCCACAGCGGCCGAUCCCAGCGCUUACAAAUACCAACAGGACUUGUUUAUGUCGAGUUAUCACCAUCACAACUCAAAAUUGAACUUUAUGAAUGCCCAUGCGCCCAUCCAGUCGUCUCCGUCUAGUUUCUUCGGUAGCCCAUCCAGUUAUUGGUCGCCGAGUGCUAUUACGUAUCAAGGACUGCCCAAUCACACCAUGUCACACCAUCCAGGCCACGUGUCUUCACACCUUGGCUCAUACUAUUCUUGAGUGUAGGUGCCUGCUUACAUAUUGACUUCCCAAAACUGUUUUUUUCUAUAUAAACUAUAGGGUACACCUGAAACUUUUGGAAGGUUACCACAUGAUGCUCACCACGGCGGUUCUUGACUAUU